Perognathus longimembris pacificus (Pacific pocket mouse) is the source of this 4572-nucleotide messenger RNA. It is a transcript of the gene Ttpal, whose product is annotated as alpha tocopherol transfer protein like. NCBI's taxonomy places the organism in Eukaryota, Metazoa, Chordata, Mammalia, Rodentia, Heteromyidae. The coding region runs from base 307 to 1335 and encodes 342 amino acids. The record is from RefSeq and is a predicted model, not a curated record. Gene Ontology annotation, molecular function: phosphatidylinositol bisphosphate binding. Gene Ontology annotation, cellular component: membrane. The transcript has 5 exons.
AGACUUUCUUGCCCAGGCUGGCCUUGAGCCAUGAUCCUCAGAUCUCAGCCUCCUGAACAACUAGGAUUCCAGGCGCUGCCCGGAAAGUCGCCGCCACCCAGCUGUCCUCACCCUCACCAGGCAGCAGUGUGAUCCCAGGGAAAUUUAAAUUCAAUUGUCACUGUACUCAAAACUCUGCGUUCUUUCAUUUAGGGUAGAAGUCAAAGUUCUUACUCACCCAUAGAGCUGUGGCCCAGUCACUGGGUCCUCAGGAAGCCUCAGAAGUCACCUGCCUGGUGUUCAUAUCUCACUGGACCCUGGUGGCUAAUGUCAGAAGAAAGUGACUCUCUAAGAACCAGCCCCUCUGCGGCGUCGCUCUCCGAGAAUGAGCUGCCGCCUCCGGCCGAGCCUCCCGGCUACGUGUGCUCGCUGACAGAAGAGCUGGUCAUCAAGGCCCGGGAGGAGCUGCAGGAGAAGCCCGAGUGGAGACUCCGAGAUGUCCAGGCCCUUCGCGACAUGGUGCGCAAGGAGUACCCCAACCUGAGCACGUCCCUGGAUGACGCCUUUCUGCUGCGCUUCCUCCGGGCCCGCAAGUUUGACUACGACCGCGCUCUGCAGCUGCUGGUCAACUACCACAGCUGCAGGCGAAGCUGGCCUGAGGUCUUCAGUAACCUGAGGCCCUCGGCCCUCAAAGACGUCCUCGGCUCGGGGUUCCUCACCGUGCUGCCCCACACGGACCCCAGGGGCUGCCACGUCCUCUGCAUCCGCCCAGACAGGUGGAUACCAAGCAACUACCCAUUUACCGAAAACAUCCGGGCCAUAUACUUGACAUUAGAAAAACUCAUUCAGUCUGAAGAAACCCAGGUGAACGGAAUUGUCAUUCUUGCGGACUACAAAGGAGUGAGCUUAUCAAAAGCAUCUCAUUUUGGCCCUUUUAUUGCCAAAAAGGUGAUUGGCAUCCUCCAGGAUGGUUUCCCCAUUCGGAUCAAAGCAGUCCACAUAGUAAAUGAACCUCGAAUAUUUAAAGGCAUUUUUGCCAUCAUUAAACCAUUCCUAAAAGAGAAAAUAGCAAACAGAUUCUUCCUCCAUGGGUCUGACUUGAAUUCUCUCCAUACAAACCUCCCAAGAAACAUCCUCCCCAAGGAAUACGGGGGCACCGCUGGGGAGCUGGACACUGCCACCUGGAACGCGGUGCUGCUGGCCUCAGAGGAUGACUUUGUGAAAGAAUUCUGCCAGCCCAUCCCUGCCUGCGACAGCAUCCUGGGCCAGACGCUGCUGCAGGAGGGGCUGACGUCAGAGGCUCAGUGUGAUGACUCCAUGCGUGCGGUCAAGUCCCAGCUAUACUCCUGCUAUUAGCCAUUCUCCUGGGAGCGUCGCCUCACCCAGCUCCUCUCCUUUCUUCACUCAGAACUUACAGUGCCAGGGCCUCAGUCUUGCUCUCUGUACUUCAAUGGCAGCAUAGGCGAACCCAUCACAGCAGUGAUGCCUUUGGUCCUGUCCUCCAGGGAAGACAUGGAAAGUGUCCCCAGUGAUUCUCAGACUCUCGGUUUGCAACUGUUGAUCUGGUAGCUGUCUCUGGUGUUAUAUAUCUCAGAAACAAAGCGGGGAACCAAAGUCACUGGUCUUCCUAGGAGAAAACCCACCAUAUUGGCCAGUCGCCAUUAUUCUUCUGCAGUCAGUUGACCAGAUCCACAAAGCUGACCAUGUGAAGCAUUGGGAUGCUGCUGUCUUUCCUGUGAACCUUAGCUGCAGACCUCCAUUGCUCAUAGAAAGCUCCGGGCUUGAGAUCCAGGCCCCAGUUCCCAUCGCUGGGUCUGGAAAGCACCUUCACUGAGUGGUGGGAGCACUUCCUGACCAGACUUGGAAGCCAGAGACUUCAAAACACCCUUGGCAUUCCUUUAUUUGGAUCUUGCAAUAGGAACUCCCACCCUCCAACCCCCAAAUCCAUAAAGCCUUAGCCCUGGUUCUCAAUGGAAUCAUACAGGAUCCUAGAAGUGUAUGAUUUGUUCAACAUAAUAGACUAAUUUUAGGCCUAUAGAAUUCUGACCUAGCAGUCCGAGACCUGCGCCUUGGGUGAGACUGUGGACAUGAGCCUCUUUUGCUGCUGAGGUUUCUGUUAUUGGUGUUAAGCUACCACUAGGUUUUCUGCCUAGAGAGAUGACUGUCUAGAUAAAGUGUCUGAGUCCUAAUAUUAUGUGGUAUAUACACAGGCCUUUCCAUGAGGAAGUGCCACGAUUUGGUCUUGCUCUUAAAGAAACUGAUGUGUAUAUUCUUGGGACUUAGUGAGAGCAACUUGCUGUUUUGGUAGUGAUGGUUAAACUGAACAUGAGGAUCAUUUUUGUGAGGACCAAAUGAGGUGACAUGAAUCCUGUAUGAAUUCCUUCCCUCCCUGAGACAGUACUGUAUUGUCAACCCCGUUCCAGUGGUUCCAAUACAUGGGCUUCUUAAAUUUCAUUCCCAGAAAUACACAGAGGCAGGCCCCCGCCCUCUCAGAUCCACUGGAGUGUUUUUCUUUCUCUGGUGGGAGGACCAGUCAGCCCAAAUGUUGAUUUUCUGUGUCAGCACUUUAGAUCUCUCCUGUCAAGAUUUUAGCCUUAACCCAAGCAUCAAGUAAGGAAGGGGUUCAUCUGGUGGCCUCUUCAGAUUUAUCCCAUGCAGUUACAGAAUUAGUGACAAGUAUUACCUGUUGUGUGUGAUUUUACUGUACGUUCAUUCAACUAAGCAGGCUGGGCAGAGAGCUCAGAGAGCAAGUACUCAAAAAUCCAAAGGUCUGUUCUGUUGUUCAAAUGGACUGGGGAAGAUGCUGGUUGAAUUCAUUUACUCACCUUGUUAAUGCCAAUUGUAGGGAAAGUUAUUUCCAUCAUACAUACUGACCCUGGGUCCUCUACAAUCCUGGCUGAGCUGGAAGUGCCAAAUGUAGACCCUGCCCUGCUGGAAGCGCCUUGUUGAGGCAAAGUAAAAAAGCCAGGAAGAUGGGUUCAGAACUGGACAACCUGGACAGGAGAACCCAUUAAAAACUUAUCACUUGAGGGAAAAGAGUAGGAAACUCUCUCUCUCUCUGCAAAGAGAAGGAUAAUCACUCAGUCUCACCAAGUUCCCAGGUUUGAGUCCUGCAGCUUGUCCUGGCUAAUCAUCUUUAGCCUAUGAGACUUCCUACAAGGAUAAGUCAAGUUCAGUUGAGAAGUAUCUCAGAGGCCCAUAAAGGCUCUUUCCCAUGUCACAAACCUUUCUGGUUACAGCUGGAGCUGUUUUUAUUCAGCCCUUGCGGACAGCUUGGGCCCCUCUGCCUCCCAGAGUGGCUAGGCUUUGUUUUGGCUUCAAAGAGCGAUCCCUGUAGUCCUGGCACCUUGGCAGGGUUGCAGCAAGCUGUGAAGCCAGGCAGGGUGCUGUGUUUGCUGGCAGGGGUGCAGGGAGCACCCCUCCCCCCCCAUGGAGAAACAGUGAACACAGAGCUGGAGGUGUCUCACACAGCAAGGUGUGUGGAAUGGGGGAGAGGAAGGAAUAGGGUAUUAGGAAAACCAAGUGCCAGCUUUAUCUUGCUUAUCUGGCCUUAAGUAAGCCACUUAACAUCCCUGCAUUAUUAUAGGACCAAGGAAACAACCCUUCCUGGGAUCUGACAGCUUUUUACCUUCAUGAGGAGAGGUGGAUGAAAUGUCAGAGAUGGCAGAAGUGUAACCCCGGCUUCAUGGCCUGCUCUCUGCAGAAACUACUUUGGAUGUCUCCACAUAGCUUGUCCUCAGUUUAAGCACUGAAGGUUACAGACCACUGAUUAGAAGCAUGUCUCCCAAACUGAGAUAUUUCUUAAGGCUUUACUAUGAAAUUUCUAUAAAGGUCCGUCCACCAUCAAUGCUGGGGUUUAUUGCAUCUGUACUGCUGUGGUGGCAUUAUGACAAUACCUCAUCUUCAAGUUAAUGUUCCAGGAUUUCCUUUCCAGCCUCCUUUCACUUAGGGAAUGAAAAGCAUUGGCCAAUGCUAGAACUGUGGCUGUCCCUUGGUCCUGAGAGGCCUGGACACAACACACUGCUCAGGAAGCAUGCCAGCCCUCCUGAGUCCCAACAGUGUGGGCAAUCUAGUAACUUGGCAGAUCUAAAGGCAAUUCCUUUCUGUUCUCCUGACUCAGAAGGGAUUUGCUUGAAAUGCAGGCAAACCAACAUCAAAUGUUCCUGCAGUCCUGGAGCUCGCUUUGCGGGAAGGUCAGCUUUGUACGCACAGAUGUAUUUUCAACUUGCUGGGGGUUUUGUUGGUUUUCAAUCUCACAGCUUCUUUUGCCAGGCAGUGACCGCUGCUGAGCUGUGUAGCCAGGCCCUUCCAGCAUAUCAGGAACCUGUUGCAGGCGAAAUACUUGAAACCCCCGUCUAGCCCUCGGUACCAAGCUGAGGAGGCAGGAGCCGCCGGGCUCGCUUCCUGCCCAGUCACAUCCCUUGCUCCAAACUGAAAUUCAGUUUGCCUUUGAGUGUAGGGAUGUGGAGUAGACUUCGUGUUUGUUUUGAUCAAAAGUUUAUUUUUCUAGUGCAUUUUUCUAAGGGUGGUGAAGAUAGUAAUUUUAGGAUGCAUGUCUGGGGCCUAGAGAAUAAAAAUCCCUGUGUACUGUUG